AUGGUUGAGUAUGGUCGUGGUUUAAUUGGUUAUAUUCUCAGUAUUAUAUCUCUUGUUCAUGGUUCAAUUGCUUUGAUUGUUUGUUGCAUAGUACUUAUUGGUAUAGCAUAUCACUCUUACCAUUAUCAUCGUGGAAUGAAACGUACAGAGAAAGUUACUUUAAUGCUUUCAGCUAAUAUUUAUUUUUUUAUACUGAUGUUCAUGGCAAUACUCAUUGUAAACAACACGCAAACAUUGAUCGGGGAUAUGUAUGGAGUCGAUUUUAGUACUAACAGAUCUUUAUGCAUACUCAAAGGCUAUUCUAUCGCAUCAAUUUGCUGUGCUACAUAUAGCAGUUUCAUUAUCCAAGCAUUGUAUCGGCUGUUUCGCAUUGUCUACCAUAAUUACCGGCGAGUUCAGCUAUAUUGGUUUUAUCUGAUCAUCACUCCUAUUCAGUUAGCGGCAGGCUUUCUUUUCAUGUCUCCAGUUGUUAUAUGGCAUGGUAUAACUUAUAUACCAAACGAUUACUACUGCUACUUUGAAUUUACCAAUUUUCGUGCUACUGUGUGGUCUGCUUCUAAUGCUUAUGGAAUACCAAUAGUUUGUUUGCUAAUGAUUUACACGCGAAUCACUUUGUUCAUUCGAAAUCAUUCGGCGCGUCAGACAAAUAUAGUGAAACAGCGACAAAAUCGAGAUUUGGUAGCAGUGCAGCGUAUAAUUGUCAGUGUCGGUAUACUACUCACACUUGGCCUUCCAACUUUAAUUCUCUUCUUCAUUUUAUUGAUCACUAACUUUGAGCAACCAUUAUUCCAUCGUACUAUGUGGCUCGAUGUUGAAGUAACGAUGGCAAUCUUGAGUGUAGGAACGGUAUGGAUGACACCACAGUUAAAGAAUAUUUUCCUAGGAAGAAUGCUGCCCAAUAGAAUAAUACCUGUUGGAACUUUAUUUCGUCCCCAACCUAAUACUACUACUACAUAG
Molecule: messenger RNA, 957 nt
Organism: Adineta ricciae
Lineage: Eukaryota; Metazoa; Rotifera; Eurotatoria; Adinetida; Adinetidae
Source: the annotation of a GenBank genome assembly